Messenger RNA from Anthostomella pinea, 957 nucleotides. The record is from the annotation of a GenBank genome assembly. NCBI's taxonomy places the organism in Eukaryota, Fungi, Ascomycota, Sordariomycetes, Xylariales, Xylariaceae.
AUGUCAUCAUCCAGAAAACUCACGAUCCUCAUAACUGGCUGCUCGCCGGGUGGCACGGGCGCGGCGCUUGCGGUGACCUUCCACGCAGCCGGACAUCACGUCUACGCCACGGCGCGCAACCCAUCCAAGCUGUCCUCGCUCGCGUCACAGGGUAUCGAAACCCUGCCUCUGGACGUGACAUCAGCAGCCUCAAUCGCAUCUGCCGUCGACGUCGUGACGAAGUCUCUCUCCGAGAAGUCAACACCCACAGACGCAGCUGUCUCAGGGAGGCUAGAUAUGCUCAUCAACAACGCCGGUGGCCACUACACAACCCCCCUCGCGGACGCAUCCCUGGACUCGGCAAAAGCUCUCUUUGACCUCAACGUGUGGGCGCAACUCGCUGUCACACAAGCUUUCCUGCCUUUACUACUACGUUCUGCCUCCUCCCCUACCUCCUCCACCGCCAGUGGCCCCGCCACCCCGAUGAUAGUAAACCACACCUCCGUCGGGUCCAUGACUCCCAUGCCAUUCCAGGGCCUCUACAGCGCCUCCAAGGCCGCCCUAGCCCGCCUCUCCGACAGCAUGCGGCAAGAGCUCUCCUGCCUCGGGAUCCGCGUGGUCGAGCUCAAGACCGCCGGCGUGCGCACCAAUUUCAUCCGCAACAGCAACACCAACAACGUCGAGGGCCGGGCGUUGAAGUUGCCCGAUGGGUCGCUCUACGAGCCCGCGCGCGAGCUUGUGCAGGGGAUUAUGAGCCAGGAACAGCAUGCCGAAACGGGGAUUUCGGCGGAGCAGUGGGCGGAGGGCGUGGUAGGCGAUUUGAUGAGGCGGAGUCCGCCGCCGGUCAUCUGGAGGGGUGAGAACGCGCUGCUGGCUAGGGUGGCGAGUGUGUUGCCGGCUUGGGUGUUUGAGGGGGUGUUGAAGAGGAUGAUGGGGAUGGAUGAGGUGGAGAAGAUCAUGAGGGAGAGUAGGAGGUGA